GCACCAUUGCAGUGUGGAGCGAACGUACGGAGGUGCCGCUCGCUAAAAGAGUGAGCAUUAGGAGGAAAGAGACUCGACCUGGGCGACCGCUCUGGACAAACGCCACCCCUGCUUCCCCGAAAUAGUCACCGGGUGACAUUGCCAUCACCGGCUUCGGUCUGGGUGACCCUCCAGUGAGUGACAGAUGUGCGACCCUGCGGAGAACCAUUUGCCUCUCCCAGUGGAGAUCUGAGUUCUGGGACACUGAGGCAGCCGAGGUGGGGGGUCUCUGAGGAAGAUGCUGGGCUCAGAGCGUGGUGUUGUUGAAGAAUGGCUCUCAGAAUUCAAGUCCUUACCAGAAACCCACAUCCCCAGCUAUGCCGGCAGCCUUCAUCUAAAGAAGUCCCUGGUUCCAGCACUCUACAGAGUCAUCCAGGACCCCAACAAUGAGUUGCUGGAGCCUGUGUGCCACCAGCUGUUCGAGCUGUACCGGAGCUCUGAAGACCGCCUGCGACGUUUCACCCUGCAGUUCCUGCCUGAGCUGGUGUGGGUAUAUCUGCGUAUCACGGCCAGCAGGGAUCGCCAGAGCAAUGGCUGCAUUGAGGCGCUCCUCUUGGGCAUCUAUAACCUGGAGAUCGUGGACAAAGACGGCAACAGCAAGCUCCUGUCCUUCACAAUCCCAUCCCUAUCCAAACCAUCAAUAUAUCAUGAGCCUUCUAGUCUGGGUUCCAUAGCAUUGACAGAGGGGGCUCUCUGUCAACAUGACCUGAUCAGAGUGGUGUACAGUGGCCUCCACCCUCAGAGAGAGACCUUCACAGCUCAGAACAGGUUUGAAGUGCUGUGUUUCCUCAUGCUCUGCUACAACUCUGCCGUUGUCUACAUGCCCCUUUCUUCCUAUCAGUCAGUCUGCAGAAUGAGCUCACGGUUGUGUGUAUGUGGUUUCCCCCGGCAGCAGCAGAAGCUUUGGAGGGAACCGUGCAACCGCGUGCUGCUGGACCCUGAGUUCAUGGUGCAAAUGCUGACUGCUGUUUAUCACGCCAUAUACAAUGGAGAGUGGGAGAUGGGGCGGGAAGCUCUGGAGGACAUUCUGUACAGAGCUCAGCUGGAGCUUUACUCCCAGCCUCUCCUGCUCGGGAACGCCAUGAAGAACUCGCUGCCAGAAAGUGCUCCCGAUGACCCGCGGGGGCGCAAGGUGCUCCAGGUGGAGGUGACACCCACCAUUAGCCGCAUCUCCAUCUCAGCCAUCACCACCGCCUCCAUACGGCGCCACCGCUGGAAGAGAGAGGAUUGUUUUGACUACUCAACCGAUGCAGAGUUGAGCCUCACCGUCAAUCCUCCUAGCCUCGCCCAGCACCACCACCACCACCAAACUCCCUGGGAUGCGGCAGCCAAGGAGGAGAGAGGAGGGCGGGCUCACAGCACCCACAGCAGCAGCAGCAGCAGCAUCAUUCCCCCCAUCACACUUGAGGAUGCUGAUGGUAUGAGUGGCGGGGAGGAUUCCUUCAACGUCAACGAUCCAGACGAGGGUUUCUCCUCCGGGGCGUCCAACAGCAGCCAGCCCAGCGGCACCAAGAUGGGCAGCAGCGUGGGGCCGAGGGGCGGCAGCCUGAACAGCAGCAGCAGCAGCAUCAAGAAAGCCAUCACGGCCCGGCUCUCUCGGGACAAGGAGAGGGAGAGAGAACGGGAGAGGGAGAGGGAGCGGGAGAGGGUGCUGGAAAAACAGGCAGAAUUGUCCGCGGAUCACCAGGCUGCUGUGAGGAGGCAUCACCAGAGGCAGCAGUCGCCUCCAGCCAGCGUCACCUUGGAUGCCAUCCAGCUGAGCCCCAUAAAGAAGCACCUGAGCUUCCCUGUGGGGCCCACGCUGGUGCGGACUGGCAGCACCUCCUCCAGCAAGUCCUUUGACUGCAUGAAUUUCAACCUGAACGGAGGCAAGGACGAUCGAGAGGAGGCAUCGGGAGGCUCCGAAAGGGAAGGGGGGCUUCCAGCUGGCGGCUCCCACCGCCACUCCACCAUUAGUCUGCAGGAGGAGCACCUCAUCAGGCCAGAGGAUGCCCAGGACCUCCUGUCUCCUGGGGCUCCCCUCACCAAGCAGUCCCGCUCCCCGAGCUUCAACAUGCAGAUCAUAUCACAGGUCUAACAUGCAGUGCAGGGCAUGGUAGACACACACACACACACACACACACACACAAAAUACUUGCUCAUAACACACAUCUUCAUGCAGUUUUUCUCUGCGACUCUUUACAGCCCUACUACGACAACUACUGUCUACCUGUCUUUGUUGGUGUGUGUUUGUGCGUGUGUGUGGGUGUGUAGGAACACAUUUUCAGAUCUCAAGAGUUGUGUCUCCACCCUUUCAACAUCCAUUAAAAUUACAAUCAUGAACUGCAGUUACUAAGAAUGCAAAAAGAGAAAAGUAGUAAAUCAUGACUGCCCAGUAGAGUAACUACAGUCGAGUGUAAACGAGUCCAGCACGUCACUGCAUCCUCCCGUCUGAGCAUUCCACACAGAAACUCUCCUCAAAAGGAGGAAACGUCACGAGAAAAGUCGUAAGGAUGCCUCGCAGGCUGUAGAGGAUAUAUGACAUUUCAGAUUUAUUUGAGUUCCUGACUGAAUCAGUCAACAUGAAUCAGCAAUAACACUUACUGCCGCUCAUGUGGAGAAGAGAGGGGAUUCUUGCUCUUUCUCUUCAUUCCUUCCCUGUCAUUCCCGGGCUCGUGCAAUCGUUCUUGCUGAUUAUCUUCCUUGUUAAUUGCUGUUUUUUAAUUAGGCAGAAAUGGUUUUAUGAAAAAAAAAAUCUUUCAUUUUUUUGUUUUUAUCACAAUCCAAAGAAGGUAGCAUUUGUUUUGUUUUUCUUCACUUUGAUAAUGAUUUUGUAGAAAUCAGUCAAACCCAAGUAAUUCUCUAGUUUUCAGCCCAUGACCUUCAUUUCAUUCUGUAAGAAUGAUAAUAAUCUGAUUUAAUCUGUAAAAUCCCAUUUUUAAGAUUGUUGUAACACCAAACUGGAAUGUGGUAAGGGUUUAUCUUGCCUCAGGCUUUUACCCAGACAAAUCUGAAGAAAUCACUACAUUACAGCUACAAGAAUUCGUCUUGUGACUUGAUUUAAAAUCUGGAGCUGAAUCUUGUGGAAGAACUGGAUUAAAACAUUUCAGACAGUGCAGGUUUGUCUCUGAAGCUAAAGGCAAUGACCGUCUUUUAUACUGGAUUGUUAUUCUGGUUUAAACCAUGUAAUGGGUCCUCCAUCUGAAAGCACUCGUUGGUGUUUGUCAGUCUGUGUUGAGUCCUGUGUGUGGUGUCAUUUCUGAGCCGGGGAAUUUCUGCUUCCUGGAGGCUUGUGCUAGUCACUGCGUGUCAGCAGUCACCAUGAUGGUCGUCUCAUGUUUUGUGCUCUGCUUGGAUGCUCAUGAAACAUUUAGUUCUACCUCAUUGUGUGUUCACCUGCUACUCAGACACCUGUCUCCCAAUCAGAUGCAGGAUUUAAAAGACCCGAUUAGGUUUGAAACUCGAGGGCUCGAGCAGUCGGGGGAUUAUAUAGUGGGCACCAAAAUGGUUUCACACUGCAACUUUAAUGACACUGUAAAGUCUGUGUGCAUUCAAGUGAGGAGUUGUGACUGAAUAUCUGGGCCUUGCAUUUCAGCUCAGUCACAUCAUGCACAAAAUCUAGCUGCAAAACAAGAACACGACUGUCUUCAGGUUUUCAUAUUUUCUGUCAUAUAUCAAACAACCACACUGGGAUUAACCUGAUUCUUUUAGUUCCCUAGAAAUAUCCUGCUCAUCUUUUGUUUUUGUUUUUGUUUUUAUGUAAUGAUUUUCAAAGUGCAAUUUUCUUUAUCGUAACGUGCAUGGAGUUGGAUCUUCUCUGCUGUUAAAUGCCUGCAUCUGCACACAGUGCUAGCUAGCCUUCUGUAGUGGUCCCUGCCCAGACUGACUGAUUUUAACAUGGCGUGCUUGUCUGCAUGUUUAGUGCCCUGCAAAGCACUGCUGUUUCAGAUGCGUGAAACAGCCAACAAGCCAAACCCAAGUCUCGUAUUUGCCAGAUGUGCCAAUACACAUCCUCUCCUUAAAGAAAAUAAUUUUUUUUCUGCUUGGGUGUCUUAAGUUAAAAUGCCUCUUUUUUCAGUUUACUUGUCUUAUUUUAAAGUUAAGGCACAAUAAAAGGGAUUUUUGGACGUAUGGCUCAGUGUGCCCUUAGAUGCAGCUUCACCUUUUCUGCCACGAAUUUUCUUUUCAUUCAUCACAGGUGUAUGCAACACACUGUACUUUCACAAUCAUUACUAAGCUUUGCUGUAGUAUAUUAUGCGUCUGUGUGCUGUAGAUGUCAGCUCUUGUAUUGCAUUGCCCAGGUCUUGCUCACGUGCUUGUUGUAAACAAGGAUGAAUGAUUCAUGUAUAUAAAAGUUAGGUCAGUCUGCAGUGAAAAUCUCACCCGCUCACGCUCCCGCUGCGCUGGAAACCUUCACAGCUGCUGCUCUUGGUCCCGACUGAGUCCUGUGUGCGCUUUAGCCUUAAAACAUUUCAGGCCAAAAGGCCUCGUUUGCCGGUUGUUUGGCCUCAAGAUGCUCCUCCUCCUCUUCUUCCUCCUGCUGGACCGGGCUGUGGAAGAAGAAGUAGAAGAGAGGAGCGUAGCUACAGUUCACACUCUCACCUGGUCUGUCUGCUGUCAUCCUCGUGCUGUGUGUCUCUCAACGAGCCGUGUUCCCAUUAGCUGUAUUUUGCUGUGAGUUGAGUGGCACCCUUUGCUGUUUUAAAACUGGUGACGUGUUUAUGUCAUUAAUAUGAGUGCCCCUGACAGAGAUUACCAGCAGCCAUGUUGGUACUGUAUGUUGACUUAGAGUAAUCCCUCAGUGUCUGGUGUUACUUGCAUGUGAUCAGGGCAGGAAAUGAACACCAGCCAGCAAAUGUCAAUCAAACUUGGCUGUGGCUGAUUAUUUUAUCUUCCAUUUAUUUUUGGCAGAUUUAUAGGCUCAGAAAUCCUCACAAGGUCCAGCUACAUUUCAAAAAAACACCAAAUCUCCUUUAGGCGGUGAAAAUGUCUCGUUAAAUUUGUACUUGGUCAGCCACUGGUGCUGGUGGACAAAGUUCAUUUCCUGUCCUGCAUGUGAUAACUGUGGGCUUUGUUUUCAUACAGUAUAAUGCACUUUAAGCCAUCCACCUCUCUCCUCAAGAUAGCUAUUGAAAUGAUAUAUAUAUAGAUGUGCAAAUGUGUAUACACUCAAUGCAGGGUUUUAGUCUCUUUAAAAUAGUACUUCUUCGUGAUGUCACACCCAACACAAUGCUAUUUUUGUUAGUCUUAGGGUACAGCUAUUUAUUUUUUUCUUUUCAAAACCAAAAAAAAAAAGAAGUUACGGGGUCUGGAAGGUCUCAGGAGUUUAUCAAAAUGCCACAUUUUAAAAAUGGCAGCACCAAAAUUUCUGUUCUUGAGGUCAGAAUUGAUUCUAUGCAACAUUUUUUUUUUCUCCUCUUAUCUUUGAUCUCCUUUUAUCCUUUUUUUU
Messenger RNA from Xiphias gladius (swordfish), 5467 nucleotides. Its product is annotated as protein FAM126B-like. The coding region runs from base 278 to 2116 and encodes 612 amino acids. Lineage: Eukaryota; Metazoa; Chordata; Actinopteri; Istiophoriformes; Xiphiidae. The record is from RefSeq and is a predicted model, not a curated record. Gene Ontology annotation, biological process: protein localization to plasma membrane; phosphatidylinositol phosphate biosynthetic process. The transcript has 13 exons. Gene Ontology annotation, cellular component: plasma membrane.